Molecule: messenger RNA, 711 nt
Organism: Fusarium vanettenii 77-13-4
Lineage: Eukaryota; Fungi; Ascomycota; Sordariomycetes; Hypocreales; Nectriaceae
Exons: 3
Coding region: 1-711 (236 amino acids)
Source: RefSeq, a predicted model, not a curated record
AUGUCCGCCCCAAAUCACCCUGUUAUUCUCAUCUUUGGUGCCGGUGCCAACACUGGCUAUGGCGUCGCGGAUUCCUUUUCUCGAAAGGGGUACAAGGUGGCCAUCGUCUCCCGCGGUGCUUUGACACCGGUGUUUGAAGAAAGAGAUUUCCUGCAUAUCAGGGGAGAUCUUGCGGAUGCCGCUUCAGUCGAGGCAGCCUAUCAACGCACCGUUGACGAGCUUGGAACCCCUAGCGUCGUUGUUCAUAAUGGCGAGUCAGCAUAUGCCAGCACCAUGGCUCCCGACAAUGCCGACCCAAUCCAGCUACCAGUGGCUGAUCUUGCAGCGGACCUGGCCAUCAACACAACGAGUGUCCUUCAACUGCUUCAGUUGGCGACAUCAAGUUUUGCCAAGCUUCCCGAUUCUACGUCCCGGACAUUCAUCUACACCGGAAACAAGGCCAACCUCCAACCAUUCCCUCCAUUUCUGAGUCUCGGCGUUGGCAAAGCAGCGUCCUCGCACAUGAUCUCAUUUGCUGCCAAGACAUAUAGCCCUCAAGGUUACAAGUUCUACUAUGCGGACCAGCGAAAUGAAGAUGGUUCGCCAGUGUUGGCGGCCAUUGAUGGGAAAGCCCAUGGAGAGUUUUAUACCGAGCUCGCCGAGUCCAAGACGCAGGGUCCAUGGCUGGCUUCUUUUGUCAAGGGCAAAGGAUAUGUCAAGUUUGAAGAGUAG